AUGGUGGGAGGAGAAGAGAGAAACGGUGGUUGGUCAGAUAUCCAACAAGAAUUGUUGGAAGAGAUUCUACGAAAGUUAACAUUGGUGGAUUACCUCAAGUGUCGACGAGUAUGUCGAUCAUGGCGACGCAUAGUUGAUGAUGCUGUCGCAACCAAGGGAACAUGUCCCCCUGCUCCUCAAUUUCCAUUCCUCAUGUUGCUUCCUAAAUCUCUUGGAUCCGCCACUCUUAUAGACAUCACACAAGAAGACACUUCUUACACCAUUGCACCACCUGGAACUUGGAAACAUGGUUACAUUGAUGGAGUAUUUUUGGUUCAAGGGUGUAUGGCGUUCCGAAAAUUCUAUUAUCACAAAAAUCAGUGUUAUGAUUUGGUUUGGUUUUCCAAUCCAGUUUCUGGUGAAGAGUUUGAACUCCCACAUUUGCCACUCUUUUCAGGUCAGAUUGUUACUGAUGUUUCUGUUAAACUCGUGUUCUCGUCUACGCCAGAUUCUUCUGACUUUCUUGUGGUGGCUUGUGCUCGCAUCCUUUCUUAUCAUCCAAACAACAGAAGGAAACAACAGUUAGCUUUUUGCAAGGUCGCUGACAAGUCAUGGACUAUAAUUCUAACAGAUGAAUAUGGACCAACUUAUUUUAAUCAGUUUGUAAUUCUUGAUUGGAAAUUAUAUGCUAUGACGUCACGUGUAUCAGAUAAUUCUGUGACUGUUUUUAAUCUCAGAGAUUCCAAUAUCAUUACAUCUGAAAGGUUGGUUAUGCUCAAUCCAAAUGCAAUUCCAAAGGAAAGUCACGUUGAGGUCAAGGAUGGGGUUCAGUAUUAUACUAAAAGUGAGGUGUGUAUGACAAGAGAUGGGGAUGAGUUGUUGUUAGUUCUUCAUCUUACUGAACAUGUUAUGGAUACAUCCUUUUGGGAUACAUUAUACUUUCGGACCAAAGGAUUUCGCAUCUUUAAACUUGAUAUAUGUGGCCCUCGAUGGAUAGAGAUUGAUGAUUUGAGUGAUCGUGUUUUGUUGAUUGAUGAGAUUGGAAUUCAAGUUAUUUCUGCCAACGAAAUUAGCCUUCCUAUAAAGUUGAGCCAAGGCAAUUGUGUUUUCUUCUCUAGUCUCAACAUCUACACGCGCGAAUGUGAUCUUGGGGUCUUCUCUCUAAAGGAUAAGAGCAUGAAACCUUUAUCUCUCCAUCCCUCUUCAAAGAACUGUUUGUGGUUCAUCCCUAGUCUUUGGUAG
Molecule: messenger RNA, 1221 nt
Organism: Lotus japonicus
Lineage: Eukaryota; Viridiplantae; Streptophyta; Magnoliopsida; Fabales; Fabaceae
Exons: 1
Coding region: 1-1221 (406 amino acids)
Molecular function (GO): protein binding
Source: RefSeq, a predicted model, not a curated record